This is a messenger RNA of Microcebus murinus (gray mouse lemur), 918 nucleotides long. RefSeq names its product mitochondrial ribosomal protein S10 (gene MRPS10). The record is from RefSeq and is a predicted model, not a curated record. Lineage: Eukaryota; Metazoa; Chordata; Mammalia; Primates; Cheirogaleidae. Gene Ontology annotation, cellular component: mitochondrial small ribosomal subunit; mitochondrion.
GUUUGAGGACGUCGCUGUGACCCCGGAAGCGAUCCUGAGAGGUCGGGACACCAAGAUGGCGGCGCGGACAGCGUUCGGGUCUGUGUGCCGGCGCCUCUGGCAGGGCUUGGGCAAUUUUUCUGUAGACAGUUCUAAGAGCAGUACAGCCAAAAAUGGUGGCUUUCUUCUCAGUACCAAUAUGAAGUGGGUACAGUUUUCAAGCCUACAUGUUGAAACUCCUAAGGAUUUGACCAAACCUACGAUAACCAUUUCUGAUGAACCAGACACAUUAUAUAAGCGUCUGUCAGUUUUAGUAAAAGGCCACGAUAAGGCUGUAUUGGACAGUUAUGAAUAUUUUGCUGUGCUUGCUGCUAAAGAACUUGGUAUCUCUAUUAAAGUACAUGAACCUCCAAGAAAAAUAGAACGAUUUACUCUUCUCAAAUCAGUGCACAUUUUCAAGAAGCACAGAGUUCAGUAUGAAAUGAGAACACUUUACAGAUGUUUAGAGUUAGAACAUCUUACUGGAAGUACAGCAGAUGUCUACUUGGAAUAUAUUCAGCGAAACUUACCUGAAGGGGUUGCCAUGGAAGUAACUAAGACACAAUUAGAACAGUUACCAGAACACAUCAAGGAGCCAAUCUGGGAAACUGUAUCCAAGGAAAAAGAAGAAAUCAAGUCAUAAAACCUCAGGGAGGCUAGUAGCACCUGAAUUGGAAAUGGGGAUGGGCAAGAUGUGUAUGUUUAAGUGGAGAGUGCUUCCAGCUGAGAUGGAUUUGAGUCUACCUAAUUGUGUUGAGUCCUCAUGCCUGGUCAGCUGAGAGCGGGGAAUGGAGCUUUAAUGACAGGCUGGACUAUAGUGAAAGAACCACUUUGUUCUUUUAUACAUGUCGUUAUUUCAGUUUUGAUUUUUACAAGCAUAAACAAACCAUAAGCCCACUA